This is a messenger RNA of Cyphellophora europaea CBS 101466, 1146 nucleotides long. RefSeq lists its product as uncharacterized. Gene Ontology annotation, cellular component: high-affinity iron permease complex; plasma membrane. The record is from RefSeq and is a predicted model, not a curated record. Gene Ontology annotation, biological process: iron ion transmembrane transport. NCBI's taxonomy places the organism in Eukaryota, Fungi, Ascomycota, Eurotiomycetes, Chaetothyriales, Cyphellophoraceae. The coding region runs from base 1 to 1146 and encodes 381 amino acids. Gene Ontology annotation, molecular function: ferrous iron transmembrane transporter activity. The transcript has 3 exons.
AUGCCCAACGUCUUUGCGCCCCAGGUCUUCUUUAUCGUGUUCCGCGAGACGCUUGAGACCAGCAUCGUUGUCUCCGUGUUGCUCUCCUUUGUCAAGCAGCAACUGGGCAACGAUCAGGACAAAUCAGUGUAUCGGAAGCUGAGAAACCAAAUAUGGGCAGGCACUCUGACCGGCUUCGUCUUGUGUUUGGUCAUCGGCUGCGCCCUCAUCGGCGUCUUCUACGGCCUCGGCAAGGACAACUGGGGCUCCAUCGAGAAGAUAUGGGAAGGCGUUUUCGCCAUCGUGGCCGCGCUCAUCAUCACCGUCAUGGGCGCCGCACUGCUCCGCAUCUCCAAGAUGCAGGCCAAGUGGCGCCUGAAGCUGGCCAAAGCCCUCGAGGCCAAAUCCAGCAGCCUGCUCCACCAAUCCGACCGAGGCCACGCCAGCCUAAAGAACAAGCUCAGGCUCUGGACCGAGAAAUAUGCCUUGUUCGUGCUCCCAUUCAUCACCAUCCUCCGCGAAGGUCUGGAGGCCAUCGUCUUCAUCGGCGGCGUCAGUCUCGGCCUGCCAGCCUCGGCCAUUCCGCUGGCCACCGUCUGCGGUCUGCUGGCCGGCUGUGUCGUCGGCCUCGUCAUCUACAAGUUCGGCAACAUGGCACCACUGCAACUCUUCCUCAUCAUCUCCACCUGCUUUCUGUACCUGGUCGCUGCCGGCCUGUUCUCACGGGGCGUCUGGUACCUCGAGGCCAACGCCUGGAAUAAGGCCACGGGCGGCGAUGCGUCGGAGAACGGCUCCGGCCCCGGAAGCUACGACAUCAGGCAGAGCGUGUGGCAUGUCAAUUGCUGCAACCCAGACUUCAACGGCGGUGGCGGCUGGGGCAUCUUCAACGCCCUCCUAGGCUGGCAAAACAGCGCCACCUACGGCAGCGUCAUCAGCUACAACCUGUACUGGAUCUGCGUCAUGGCCGGCUUCCUCCUGCUCAGAUGGCAGGAGAGGCGAGGCCACAAGGCCUCCUCCGGUAGUGGUGAAGUCGAGAACGGCGCCCCGGUCCUGCACAGAAAGGGAAGCGGAAGUGAUCAGGCCAGCAGCCAAGAGGCGGCGGUUGUCGACGAGAAGGUCACUGGACACAGCAAGGCGACGGCGCUGCCGGAGGUCAGUCCGGCUUGA